This is a messenger RNA of Eutrema salsugineum, 1786 nucleotides long. RefSeq lists its product as uncharacterized. The transcript has 9 exons. NCBI's taxonomy places the organism in Eukaryota, Viridiplantae, Streptophyta, Magnoliopsida, Brassicales, Brassicaceae. The record is from RefSeq and is a predicted model, not a curated record. The coding region runs from base 183 to 1640 and encodes 485 amino acids.
UUUGUGGGUUUUUCAUUUAUAGUGUAUUCGAUGAUGACAGAUUCUAUUUAGAAGAUAUUGAUCAGAGAGAGAGAGAGAAACGUAGCUCUCUAGAUAAAUUCUGGGUUUUUUGUUCCUAUAUCCCUUCAGAAAUAUCGGUGAUCGUCUAUGGAAAAUUGGAGCUGAUUCUAAUUUAGAGAGAGAUGGGAGGUUGCGUGUCGACGCCAAAGAGCUGUGUAGGAGCGAAGCUAAGGUCAAGUAAGCGAAGGAAGAGUCGUAAAAGACGAAAGAAUCAACGGAAGAGAGCCGCCUCUUCUCGUUUCUCUGACGGAUCUCUCGACAAUCUCGAUCAUCCUCGUAACUUCCCCAAUCCCAGUUUCCGAGCAAAUGGAGAAGAAUCAUGGUUCGAGUCCAAUGUCGCAUUUGAAACAGAUGGUGAUGAUGAUUUCCACAGUGUCAAUGAAGAUACAUUAUCUUCAAACGGAGGUGAGCGUGUAUCAGUCUCGAGUAGUGCGACCACAUCAUCAACACGAGACUCUGACUCAAACGAAGUGAUGUCACAAUCGAAAUCAUCAGAGGGUGACUUAAACGACACAAAGCAGCCUGAUCUCAUAGAUUCAUCAGCAGAUGAAGGACUCAUGGAAAACUGCAGGAUCUUACCGAGUAAUUGUUUGCCUUGCCUGAAUCCAAUAACCGUUGUUCCUUCUGCUGAGAAAAGAAGGUCACUUAGCUCUAGCCCUCCUAGUUCGAGGAAAAAAUCGUCUCUUAGACUAUCUUAUAAAUGGAGAGAAGGUCAUGCUUCAGGGGCCUUGUUUUUAUCAAAAUUGCAAUUGAAGAGACCAGUAGCGGGUUCUCAGGUUCCAUUCUGUCCAGUCGAGAAGAAAAUGCUCGAUUGUUGGUCAACUAUUGAUCCAAAUAGCUUUCGGGUUCGUGGCAAAACUUAUUUCAGGGAAAAGAAGAAAGAGUUUGCACCUAACCAUGCUGCGUAUAAUCCUUUUGGUGUCGAUGUUUUCUUGUCGGAACAUAAAAUAAACCAUGUCGCACAAUAUGUUAAACUCCCCGUUACUACCGCAUCCACAAAACUCCCAUCUAUCCUUGUUGUAAAUGUUCAGAUUCCAUUGUAUCCAACUGCAAUCUUUCAAGGUGAAUCUGAUGGAGAAGGAAUGAAUAUUGUUUUAUACUUCAAACUUUCGGAUAAUUAUGCAAAGGAACUUCCCCUCCAUUUUCAAGAAAGCAUUCGGAGAUUAAUAGAUGAUGAGGUUGAGAAAGUGAAAGGCUUCCCAAUGGAUACAACCGCGCCUUUCAGAGAACGGCUUAAGAUAUUGGGACGUGUUGCAAACGUAGAUGAUCUCCAUUUGAGUGCUCCAGAGAAAAAGCUGAUGCAGGCUUACAACGAGAAACCAGUUCUUUCGCGUCCGCAGCACGAAUUCUACUCGGGUGAAAAUUACUUUGAGAUCGACAUCGAUAUGCAUAGAUUUGGUUAUAUAUCCCGAAAAGGGUUUGAAGCAUUCAUAGAUAGACUCAAGAUUUGUGUUCUUGAUGUUGGCCUCACAAUUCAGGGAAACAAACCGGAGGAGCUGCCGGAGCAGAUUCUGUGUUGCGUCCGGCUAAAUGGCAUUGAUUUCAUGAACUAUCAUCAAUUAACUCAAGAACUCCUAUGACUUUAACCCAUCAUUUUUUUCUUCUCCGUCUUUGUUUUACCUUAAACAAAGAAACACAAAUGUAAAAGCAUCCCUUCAGAACCAAAGAACACAUAAAAAGGGUGAUGAUUUUCAAGUGAAUAUAUAGAAAUUUCGAAUCUUUAAUC